Metschnikowia bicuspidata var. bicuspidata NRRL YB-4993 is the source of this 6256-nucleotide messenger RNA. It is a transcript of the gene SPO72, whose product is annotated as Spo72p. Gene Ontology annotation, molecular function: phosphatidylinositol-3-phosphate binding. Gene Ontology annotation, cellular component: phagophore assembly site; extrinsic component of membrane. The transcript has a single exon. Bases 280 to 5784 code for a protein of 1834 amino acids. The record is from RefSeq and is a predicted model, not a curated record. Gene Ontology annotation, biological process: reticulophagy; piecemeal microautophagy of the nucleus; autophagosome assembly. NCBI's taxonomy places the organism in Eukaryota, Fungi, Ascomycota, Pichiomycetes, Serinales, Metschnikowiaceae.
CUGCCUAUUAAUCCUGGAUAUUCUGCUUAUCCGUCCAGCAUUUACGCGCGAUUCGUGAGCGCUCACGCUUCGUACUACUGCCCCACGGAAUAAUAACCACAAUACAAAACACUCAAAGCACCCCAAACCCCGGUCUUUUCUAUCGAAAUUCCGGACCGCUGCCUCUGUUUUAGUGCCAGUGCCAAUUUUCGCGGCUGUUUUCCGCCCCGCGGUCCUGUUUUAGCCGCACCAGAGAUACCCCACAUAUUAGCGCCAUCCAAACCCCCUUUUCCGCCGCCAAUGUAUCUGAACUGGAUCCCGCAAAACAUCCAAAAGCGGGUGUUUCUAUAUAUCUUGCAGCAGCUAUCGCUUUUUUCCGGCAUCGAGCUCCCCAACUUGGAGGAGGUCUCAUUCAACAACAUCCACCUUCGCGAUGUGGCCAUCGAUCCCGAGAAAAUCACCCAAAUCCCAGGCCUCCGGCUCCGCCACGGGCUUCUCCACAACGUGUCCUUGAAAGGAAGCGUGAAAGAAGGCGCAAAUCUCGAAAUUGCGGGCGUCGACUUGGUUGUGGCGCCCAGCAUCGACAACUUGGUCCAGGAUAUCGAGAAUGCCCAGGCGCUGUUGGCGCAGAGCUCCGCGGAUUUGACGCAUACUAUUUUGCUCGACAGCUCCGUCUCUUCCGACACCUCAGACCCAGAUUUCGGCGAUUUUUCCGGGGUUUCUGGGCCCGGUCUGAGCUCCUCUAUUCCGCACGGUUCCGGCAAGAAUCUGCCGCUGGUACCCGGCAAUUUGCCCUCUUCGGAAUUGCCCAGCUCUCCAAUGUCGGCAGACUCGUCGAAACGCCCCUCGUCCUUGGGUGGGGUUAUGUCCAAAGCAAUCGACAUGGCGCUUCUGAAACUCCAAAUACGUGUCACGAACGUCACCGUGAAGAUCGUCAUUGAGCCAGCUGACCUUAUAUUGAGGAUUGAGGAGGUUGUGUUUUCCUAUAAAACCGGCAUCAAAAUCCUUAGCAUCAAGGGAUUGACUGUGGCCGUGGGAAGACCAUUUUUGGACGCUGGUAUACGUGGACGAUCAAACGAUGGCUCAAGCUCGGGACCACAUCAAGAAAACCUCGAUAGAAACUUCUCGAAAAACCAAGAAAACCGUGAAAACGGCGAAGAUAGUUCUGAAAGCGAUCAAAGUGACGACCAAGAUGAUGAUGAGGUGGUAGAGGAGCCUUUAAUGGACAGCAUGAUUUUCACGCCCGAGGAAGCGAGCUCUAUCUACAUGAGUGCAACUUCGCAAUCAUUUGCCAAAACACCCGAAAAGAUUCCUCCACAUUCCAAAGACUCUUCUAACACAGCAUGCCUAUUACAUGUCGAUUGCAUCGAUGUUCUGUUUGAAAACGUGUCGCCGCUUUCAAACGUGAGGAUUGACAUUCAAAACAUCAAAGUUGCUGCUGUGCCUCUUUUUCCAGCUGCAUCUGUUGUUGUAAACAGUCUCUCGAAGCUUUUCAAGCUUAGCCUCCAUCAACUCAAAAAACGCAAUUCUCUCAACAAGCCAAAUGGGAAGAGAAUGCCAUCUCACUUACAGUCAUACGGUAAUUCUGCGGCUAAUGAAGCCAAUAGCGAGGCCUCUACAAGCUCAGGAGCCCUAGACAAGCUUCAUGUGAAAUCCCUAGAAGUAAGUCUCACAUCGGCACUAAACACACAGGGCUCCUUUGCAUCGUUUGAGAACGAGGUGAGUCUUAUUUUCUCCAACUUCAAGAUGAAAAUAAAAGAUGAAAGUUUGACUUACGGAGGGCUAGAGGCAUUUGAGAUAUUGAGAUAUUUUAAGGGUCAGAAAAGCCAUAUUUUCGAGUUCAACUCUGCGGAUAACGCUGCACCUCAUAACAAUUCGGAAUUUCAACAAGAACAGAAGAUUUCCGAAGAAAAGAUUGCAACAAGAAAAGCGGAUGUCAGAUUUGAAUACCUGAAGAUAAACCCGAAUAAUUCUUUGGAUACUGAGCUCACAAUCCUCAUUUCGAAGCCUGGCUCUAUGUAUCUUGAUGCUCAGGUCUUAAAAUACUUUCUCAAUCUUUCGCUCUGUAUUUCGGCUCUCGACAAACAUUUGAACAUAUUGCUCAAAAGUGCCCGACAGUUCAAUGAGAUUUUGAAUCCAGGGCUGCCCGUGACCCACAGCUCUCAUGGUAGCUCUAACGCAUAUACCCAGGUAGUAGUUCAGACCGCAUCUUUUGAAGCAGAUGUGAGGCUAUCUGCGACAAGCAUUUUGAAAUUUUUUGUGCUCCCUAUAUCCUAUAACAAAGCCAUGGAUCAGCUCAUUAUACCAGGAAUAAACAUGUAUGAAUUGAGUGGUGAUCUUAAAACACAGAUAUUGAAAUUUUCAGAAAUUCGAGGAAACUUGGCAACCACUAAAUUCGACUCGUUUCAUUACUCUGCGGGUAGCUCUGCUCCACGAAAGGCGGCACUUAGAUCCUCAACUUCCAUCCAUGUUGGUGCUAUUAGUGGAACGAUGACACGCGAUCUGCUUUCGGCCUUAAUGAGCAAUAUUGGGUAUUUCUUACUCGCACUUGAAAUUGCAGAUAAUGUGAACUCUUUGAAAGUUACCCUUGCAUGUGAACUCAGUUCUGAAAAAUCAAAUUUAUCGCAGAGCAGCAACCUUCUUAACUCAAUCUAUUCCCCACAAAAUAGAUACAGACGUAUGAAUAAUGCCCAGAUUAUGUUUGGUGACGUUCAGAGUCUUCCUUCGACCAUUAAAUUGACCCUUAAUCUGUUAAGGUUUUCCUUAACGGAUAUUAACAAGACUUUUGGAGGCUUGAAUCUUAAGGCCGAAAGAUUUGAACUUCUUCGACUCAACAAUAGAUUUUGCGGUCACGUCACCUCACUUCUGGUAAUGCGUACUUUAGUUGCUGAAUCUUUAUUGAAUCACAUCUCAAAUGUACAAAGUCAGUUUCCCAUGAUUCAGUUUCGUCAAAAGGGGGAUGAAAAACUCAUCUUUGAAGUUGUCUGUCGAGGUUUUAUGCUCAACUAUCAUGUAAACUGGCUGACAUUGUUGAAUUCUGACACAGACAAAAAGUCCUGUCCAGCUAGCGAGCAGAAAAUGAAAAGCACUGAAAGUGAGAUGGAAAUUCGCAUGAUAUAUCACGAUUUUGCUAUUGGUGUGCUUCCUGGAAGGCUCAAAAGUAAAUUAUGUUUGACAGCCAUGACUGGUAGUCUGGACAUUGCGUUGAAUUACAAUCGAUUUUGCUUCAAAAGCUCAUUUCGUGAUCUUAAGGUUCUUUUGAUAGACGACAUUCACUUUCUUCGUGACAUCACUACCGUGUCCGGGUCCAAGGUACAGUCAGAGCUAAUUAGAUCAGGCUACGUUGAUAUUGGCUUCAUCAAUCUUCUUCAUGUCGGUAUUGACGUUGACAAAAACUGUACUCGUUUGAAACUGGGUCAACUAGAGGAAACCAAUAGACUGUCCGGGGUAGACCCCAAGAUUAACAUUGAUCAUUUCUGUUUGGACACUUGCGCUGAUUCUGCUCAUACGUUUUUGCAAACAAUGAAUGAUCUCAAAGAGCCCAUGUUGUUCAAAGACCAAGAAAAGUUUCGACUUCAUGUGAAGGAUGAUUUUCUUAUGCCCGAUGAUAUAUUUGAAAAAUUGAAAGCUUCAGAAAAAGAAGAUACUCCCAAAUUGCAUAGAAUCCCGAGCAGAAUGACCAAGGACGAAAUUAUCUUUGUUGAUAAUUAUCGUAGCGAACAGCAUUCUGAUGAAGAAGUCAAAAAUCCUCGCAAGCCAGAUCUUAAUACGUCCUCCUGUUCCUCGGAUCAAGGAUCAUCCAUUCGAGUUGUCGAGAGUUAUUUCAAUGAUGAAGAACACACCGAAAAGAGAUCCGAGAAUCCAUUUACAUUGUCGUUAAAUGUCAGGUGCGCAGAAGUAUAUCUACAUGAUGGUUACGAUUGGAAAUCGACAAGAAAGUCCAUCAAAAGCGCUGUCAAAUCAUUGGAAAAACGAUCUCAUGAAUUAGACAUACCCAAGCUUGAAGAAAAUUCAUUGCAUGGACGUGAUUCAUCUGAUUGCGACAAUGAAGAUUUGGUACAUUCAAACUUGAAAGAUCUGGAGGGAGACGAACAUCAUCUGAUAGCAGAUCUGCAAAAUUUCAUGCUUAGACAGACAAUAUUUGAAUCAAUUCACAUAGGGACUGAUAAAAGUAUCGGGGCUUCGAAUCUUGUUGAGAUCAUCAAUGCUCAGGUACGGGGUGAUGGCGAACCGGAAGAGCUAGAGCCUCAAGCUCAUACAAAUGUGAAGAUUGACAAGACUUUCAAAGACCUCAAGCUUCGUCGGUCCCAAAGGCAUAAGAUAUCUGCCGAAAUACAUAAUCUUUCUGUGAAAGCCAAAUUCUACGAUGAUGAGUUGUGUGAUGACCAUUUUUUGUUGCCUACAUCACAAUCCAAAGUUGCAAAUAAUACUGAAAUCCGAUUGGACACGAUUGAAAUCUUAGACAACGUGCAAUCGUCAACGUGGAACAGAAUGUUGACGUACUUGAAUGCACUUGGAAAACGUGAAAUAGGAAACAAUAUGCUUGAACUAAGCAUCACGAAUGUGCGGCCGGAUUCACGAAUGCCAUUCACGGAAAUGAUUAUUGCUUUAAAAGUUCUUCCACUAAGAUUGUUCAUUGACCAAGACACACUUGGUUUUGCAACACGUUUUUUUGGAUUCAAAGACUCAAGAUUUGGUCUUCCUGCUGAGGAAACACCAUAUUUUCAAAAGAUCACAAUUGAUCCCUUGCGGAUAAAAUUCGACUACAAACCAAAGUCAAUUAAUUAUGCAGGUAUUCGCUCGGGGAACAAUGCUGAGUUGGCUAAUUUGUUUAUCUUGGAUGGCUCAGAUUUGAAGUUGAAAAAAGCAGCUGUCUAUGGAGUUCACGGGUUUCCAAAACUUGGUAGGGGACUUGCGCAAAUUUAUGGACCGUAUAUCCAGAAAUAUCAGCUCUCUGGGCUUCUUUCUGGUCUUGCGCCCAUAAAAUCCAUAAUCAACGUUGGAAAUGGCGUCCGGGACCUCGUCAGCCUUCCAAUUGAGGAAUAUAAGCGUGAUGGAAGAGUGCUUCAUGGUAUUCAGAAAGGCUCGAUUUCUUUGGCAAAAGUCACUGCCAAUGAACUUUUGAGACUUGGAGUCAAGCUCGCUUCGGGCGCUCAAGUUGUUUUAGAGAAUCUGGAAGAAUACUUUGGUGGAGAAGGUGCUUUGGCACGUAGGUCUAAAGGAAGAUCUCUGCAGCAAAAGCCAAAACCACCAACAAAGCCAAAAACUGACAAAAGAAAAAAUUUACUUGAAUCAUCACAGAUACUAAAGGAUUCCGUUGUCCGUGAUCCGGACCUCUUACUGAAACCUAUCCAGUACCUUCAUUCAGCAAUUGACGAAGAAGAUCUGGAUUCUGAGAUCGGGCAAUUGCAGUCAUCCAUCCUAUUAUUUGACAGUGAAGGUGAGGACGAAAAUGAAAUUGAAGAAGACCUGACCGAGGAAACAGAAAGAAAGGUUACAAGCUUAUAUUCUAAUCAACCUUCAAAUGCCAAAGAAGGGUUUAAGUCGGCAUUCAAGGCCAUGGGACACAACUUCAAAGGCUCGAAGAAAAAGUUCAGUGUUCUCAAAAGAGAAUUAAAGAGUGCGGAUACACUACAGGAACAAAUUGUUUCGGUGGCCCGAAACUCACCGGUUAUUGUGAUACGGCCCUUGAUUGGCGGAACCGAGGCAAUGAUGAAGACUCUCAUGGGAAUAAGCAAUGGAAUUGAUUCUCGGUCGUUUCAAGAGAGCCACGAUAAAUAUAGAACGGAGAAGAAUGGCGAGUAAUUUCAGCAAACGAAAUAAAAGUCAUGAAUACCACACCUUAGUUUUGAGUUUAAAUCUUAAAUACGCGUAACCCGCAUUGCAGGGAUUGGACAGCCGAAAAUCUACUUUAAUCUUAGGUUUGAUGUCUUGUUCGCCGAGCUUGGGUCUACCCCGCAUGGCGGCCACAAGUAUGCGGCGUUACCGACGAUUUUUUCUCGGAAAAACAUUGUGCCACUAUAGUGGGUCUGCAUAUCGUCCACGUCUCGUGUUGACAGAUUUCUCGUCUAGCAGAGCUAACCUUGAAACAGCCCCCCUUUUUCUCAAACAUUUGUGGGGUUCACAAACUGUUUUGGCUUUUGAAUCGAAUAUAUACCGAACAAACGCAAAUUAAGCCCCAACAUUUUGCAGGAAACAGCAAAAAUAAAAAGCUAGAUCUUUCGCUGGACGCGCGGCUCUCAUUUCGCCGUACGAGUCCUUACCCUUUGCAGCAGCC